Molecule: messenger RNA, 1113 nt
Organism: Hyposmocoma kahamanoa
Lineage: Eukaryota; Metazoa; Arthropoda; Insecta; Lepidoptera; Cosmopterigidae
Product: organic cation transporter protein-like
Exons: 5
Coding region: 1-1113 (370 amino acids)
Biological process (GO): transmembrane transport
Cellular component (GO): membrane
Molecular function (GO): transmembrane transporter activity
Source: RefSeq, a predicted model, not a curated record
AUGAAGGUUACUGAGGACGAAGUACCAGACUCACAAGAAACGCUAGGGGGUGUGAACAUCGAGACGAUACUAGUGUGCGAAGUGGGACAGUUUGGGCCGUACCAGAAGCGUGUGUUCGCGGUGGCGGUGGUGGCGUGCAUGACAGCGGCAAUAUCGACCGCCGAAAUGGUGGGCCCGAAGUUUCGCGUGGUAACGAGCGCGACGUCGACUUCAAUGUUCGCCACGGGGCAGGUAAUCCUCGGCGCAGUGGCGUGGAGCAUUCCCAACUGGCGGUACAUGAUAAUCGCUCUACACAUCCCCUGCUUCCUAAUUGUGUCGUACUACUGGAUCCUAUCAGAAAGCGUCCGAUGGCUACUCUCCAAGCAUAAGUACGACGAAGCCCAAAAAGUUCUUGAAAAGGUGGCUCGCAUAAACAAGAAGCAGAUCAGCGAAAAAUCAAUGCGAGCGUUGUUAACACCUCCAUCGCAGCCAGAGAAUGUAGAAGAUGCGAACAAGCCAGGGCUUAUCAAGACAAUCAUCAAAUCCCCUGUGCUGCUGCAGCGCGUGUGCACCACCCCCAUCUGGUGGAUCACCACCACCUUCGUUUACUACGGACUGUCCAUCAACUCGACCGGGCUCUCGGGCAAUAUGUAUCUCAACUACAUCUUGACCUGCGCCGUCGAGAUCCCCGGUUUCUACACCUCUUUGCUGUUCCUGGACAGCAUCGGUAGAAAGCCUACUUUGACAUGCGGCUUCUUCCUCAGCGCCGCUUGUAAUAUCGGUUUUAUAUUCAUUCCUGAAGAAUUAAACAUUCUGGCGACUGUAAUAUUCCUGCUAGGAAAAUUUGGUAUCUCGAUGGUGUUCACCUCCCUGUACCUGUUUACGUCAGAGCUGUACCCUACCGAGUAUCGCCACACGCUCCUGGCUUUCUCCUCAAUGGUGGGCCGCAUCGGAUCCGUCACCGCGCCGCUCACACCUGCUCUUAUGAUGUACUGGGAGGGCAUCCCGUCAGCGAUGUUCGGUGUUAUGGGGAUCUUAUCAGGACUGUUGGUGCUGACGCAACCGGAGACCCUUGGUACCAAAAUGCCUGACACUCUAGCUGAAGCAGAAGUCCUGGGCCGGAGUACCCAAUGA